UUAAAAUACCAAAAGUUUAGGCAUGGCUGGGAUGGAAGAUCCAAAUUCUCCAUCACCAGGAAGCUCUAUGCAUGGCGUCACCGGAAAAGAACAGACCUUCGCCUUCUCCGUCGGCGAAGACCCCUCGGUCCCCACAGACACUAGUGCCAAGUUUUCAUUGCCCGUUGACUCAGAACACAAAGCCAAGUCUUUUAAGAUCUUCUCGUUUGCCAAUCCGCACAUGAGAACUUUCCAUCUUUCUUGGAUAUCCUUCUUCACGUGUUUCAUCUCCACGUUCGCCGCCGCCCCUCUCGUUCCGAUCAUCCGGGACAACCUCAACCUGAAGAAAUCCGACAUCGGAAAUGCGGGUAUAGCCUCAGUUUCCGGCAGCAUUUUCUCUAGGCUAGUCAUGGGCGCGGUCUGUGAUUUACUAGGGCCGCGUUACGGCUGCGCUUUCUUGCUAAUGCUGUCCGCUCCCACCGUGUUUUGCAUGCCGUUGGUGUCAUCUGCCGGCGGCUACGUGGCGGUCAGGUUCAUGAUCGGUUUUUCGUUGGCAACCUUCGUGUCGUGCCAGUACUGGAUGAGUACCAUGUUCAACGGAAAGAUCAUUGGGGUGGUGAACGGCACAGCCGCGGGAUGGGGAAAUAUGGGAGGCGGAGUUACUCAGCUGCUUAUGCCGCUGCUAUACGAGCUGAUCCGCCGUGCCGGAGCCACCCCUUUCACGGCGUGGCGUAUAGCGUUUUUUAUCCCGGGGUGGUUGCAUGUUACGAUGGGGAUUCUCGUUUUGGUGUUAGGUCAAGAUUUACCCGACGGCAAUCUAGAUAUGCUACAAAAGAAAGGUGACGUUCCCAAAGAUAAAUUUUCAAAGGUGUUGUGGUAUGGUGUGACCAACUACAGAACAUGGAUUUUUGUUCUUCUUUAUGGGAUGUCUUUAGGCGUGGAAUUAACAACAGAUAAUGUUAUUGCGGAAUACUUUUUCGACAGGUUUGAUCUGAAGCUUCAUACGGCCGGCACAAUAGCGGCGACAUUUGGGAUGGCCAACAUAGUUGCGAGACCAUGGGGCGGACUGAUGUCGGACAUAGCGGCACGGCGGUUCGGCAUGAGGGGCCGCCUGUGGAACCUAUGGAUCCUCCAGACCCUCGGCGGUGUCUUCUGCAUAUGCCUCGGCCGAGCCGACACUCUCCCCAUAUCCAUCCUCACCAUGAUCCUCUUCUCCAUCGGCGCUCAGGCUGCUUGCGGCGCCACUUUCGGCAUCAUCCCUUUCAUUUCCCGGCGAUCACUCGGCGUCAUCUCAGGCCUAACUGGGGCCGGAGGGAAUUUCGGCUCGGGACUCACUCAGCUUCUGUUUUUCACUCACUCAAGUUAUUCAACCGCCACGGGGUUAUCGUAUAUGGGGAUUAUGAUCGUGGUUUGUACACUUCCUACGGCGUUGGUGCAUUUUCCACAAUGGGGAAGCAUGCUGUUGCCGCCUUCUAAAAAUGUUUAUAAAUAUAAUGAAGUGUAUUACUACGGUUUGGAGUGGGACGAGGAGGAGAAGUCCCGAGGAUUGCACCAUGGCAGCCUCAAGUUCGCCGAGAACAGCCAGUCGGAGAGAGGCAGGCGGGUCGCUUCUUCUGCGUCGCCUCUGCCGGCGUAGACGU
Molecule: messenger RNA, 1619 nt
Organism: Ipomoea nil (Japanese morning glory)
Lineage: Eukaryota; Viridiplantae; Streptophyta; Magnoliopsida; Solanales; Convolvulaceae
Product: high affinity nitrate transporter 2.4-like
Exons: 3
Coding region: 23-1615 (530 amino acids)
Biological process (GO): cellular response to nitrate; nitrate transmembrane transport
Cellular component (GO): plasma membrane; plant-type vacuole membrane
Molecular function (GO): nitrate transmembrane transporter activity
Source: RefSeq, a predicted model, not a curated record